CUGGCACCAUUUCUCGAUCUACUCUCUCUUUUUCUUUGCCACUAUUUAUACCAAGUUCUUUGAGCGAAGUCCUCAUUUUGAAUGUGAAACCGGCCCAAAACUGGAUACUGAACUCGUGAAAAAUAUUGCAACUUUUUUGUUGCUUCCUCUCCUGAAUUCUCACUUUAAGAUCACUAUCUUUUUUGGGUAAAUUUCCUCUCUUUCUUUCUCUCUCUCUCUCUUCAAGUCCUGGAAUCAAUGGAAGGUGUUAGAGUGAAGGAAGAGAAUGGUGGGUUCGAAGCCAUGGCUUCUGAUCACGAGACAAUUCGUCCUCGGCCUCAGCCAAUGGAAGGGUUACAUGACAGUGGGCCUCCUCCUUUUCUCACAAAGACAUAUGACAUGGUGGAAGACCCUGCAACUGAUGCCGUUGUUUCAUGGGGGAAAGGGAGAAACACCUUCAUAGUGUGGGACUCGCACCAGUUCUCCACCCAUCUUCUCCCCAAAUACUUCAAGCACAGUAACUUCUCUAGCUUCGUUCGCCAGCUCAACACAUAUGGCUUCAAAAAGGUGGAUCCAGAUCGCUGGGAAUUCGCGAAUGAAGGGUUUCUGGGUGGACAGAGGCAUUUGCUAAAGAAUAUAAAGAGGAGGAGACCAGUCUCUCAGAGCCUCCAUCACCACCCAUCCGAUGCCUACGUUGAGCUUGGACAAUUCGGAUUGGAUGGCGAGCUUGAAAUGCUAGAGAGGGAUCGGCACACAUUAAUGACAGAGAUUGUUAAGCUAAGGCAACUGCAACAGACCUCAAGAGCAAAACUGGUGGCCAUGGAAGAUAGAUUGCAGAGUAACGAGCAAAAGCAGCAACAAAUGAUGGCUUUCUUAGCCCGAGCCUUGAAGAACCCGACUUUUAUUCAGCAAUUGGUUCAGAAGAGAGAGAAAAUGAAAGAAUUGGGGGGUUUAGGAAGCAAGAAGAGGAGGCUUCCAAGCAAUGAAAGAGUGGAAAAUAUUCAGGAAGAAGGACCAUCAUCUCAUUUUGUGAACUACCCAUCUCAAACCCAUGAAACAGCAGAGACUGAUAUCGAUGUUCUCUUCUCUAGUUUGAACAGUGAUUCAAUCUUUCUCUCUUUCGAUCAGAAGACCCAAGUACCUGGUUCUUAUGGCACAGGAGGUUUAGGAUUUGGCAAUGAGCAGGGUUCUCAGGUUAUUUGGGAAGAUCUGAUCAAUGGUGGAUUUGUAUCAGAUGAUGAAGAAAGAGAAGAUCGAACGGAGAUAGAGGUUGAAGUGGAGGAUUUGCAGGCGAAAUCUUCAACUUGGGAUGAUGAUGUUCAGGUCUUAGUUGAGCAAAUGGGUUUUGUAGGCCCAAAGCCAUGAGCUCAAUGUUGCUCUGUUUUCUUUGUCGUUGAAGCUUUUUAUACAGUGCCUCUGCUUCCUCCAUUGCUGUCCUACAGUGGUCGCAGGGAGGAUGGUAGGAAGCUGGGGAGGGCAGAGGAUGUCUGUUGCUGUAUCCUUGACAUGUUUUACUUUGUUUUUUGUUUUUACAGUUUCCCUUCCUUAUAUGCCGCCCCCCUCUCUCUCUCUCUCUCCUCUACUUCUCUCUCUCUCUUCUCCUCCCCCAUCUGUCUUUCUCUCCCCCAUUCUCUCUCUCUUCCCUUUUAUCUCUCUCUAACUGUCACUCUUUCUCUCUCCCCCUUUGUUCAGUUGGAGGUUUUAUGGUUGUCUGAUGGGAAAACAUGGGUUGUGUUUUAUAGGUGUGGUGAUGGAUUCAAUUCUGAUUCAAUUCAUUGUUAAAGGUUGAUGGAGCAGCCACUGGAAUGGAGGACUGAUGGCUGCUGUAAUUUUCUCUCUCUAGGACUGCUGUUAUUUUCUCUUUCUACAUGGCCCAUCGAAGCUGCGCGAGUUAAACAGAGGAUAGAAAUCCUUUUUCUUCAUUAACAGGGGAUUAACAUCUUGGAAUAUCUUACUCUGUGAAUAUUAUCUGGCGUUUUGUAGAGGAAAGAAAUGGGUGGUGUUGGUUUUCAGUGGGCCCUUGUACAGAAUAUUUAUUCUUACUUAAUAUUCAUUUGUUUUUUAUUGGGAAAAGAAAUAUGGGGUGCGGGUUCCAUUGGACCCUGUUUAAUAAUUGAAAAUCUAGUAAUGGAGAAAACAGGAGAACGACAUGUUUUCAUCCCUGUUUAUAUCUCUGAUGAUGAGGUGAUAAAGAAAAGGAUGGCUGUUUUUUGGGGUUAAGUCUAUUUACAAGUUUUUUUACCAUGAUCGAAGUAGGGAGACACAAUCAGGUUGACACAUGUUUGGAAGAUGCCCAUGCUGCAAAUGAAUCAAGCUUUUUUUUUUUUGGGUAGCCUUGCAAUGCAGGUCACUAACAGAUGAUAUUUUGAGGAAGAGAGGUAAAAUUAUGGUCAACAGUCCUUUGCCGUGUAAAGAGGAUGAAGAGAAUGGAGGUCAUGUUUUUCUAUAUGGAGCUGCCGGGGUUGCCUAAGAUGGUCGGAUGGUUUGGAAGAUUUUAAAAUCUAAGGAGAGAAAUAAAAAGAUCUUUGAAGGAGUGUUCCUCAAUUUGGUGGAUGCAAAAGAUGGUUAUAAAUAAUUUGUGGAGCUGGUUUUUCCUUACUAAGGAGGGGAUCGGUAUUUUUAAAGGUUGGAUAUUAUUCUCAGAUUGAAAACCAUUAUCGACUGAUCUUUGGUGCACGUAAAGUUGAGGAGGAGGUGGUGUCCGCCUUUGAAUGGUUGCAUUAAGCUGAAUUUUGGUAGUUCUCUAUAAAAUUUGGAUUGACUGACGAGGAUUUGUGGAGCGGCUAGGGUACAUUUUGUUCACUUAUGCUGGUUCUUGUCGUUUUGACUAUUGCAAAUGAGGCUGUGUUGUUUCACCUCAUGGAGCAUUAAAUGUGAUCAACAGAUAUCAUUGUUGUGAUUUUUGCCAGUCUUUCCUUAAAUCAAUUAUCCGAUCUCGAAAUUCGAGAAGAAUCAAGUGAACUGAAAAUAAUCACUUGUAAGCUA
Amborella trichopoda is the source of this 2964-nucleotide messenger RNA. It is a transcript of the gene HSFA2, whose product is annotated as heat shock transcription factor A2. Gene Ontology annotation, biological process: regulation of transcription by RNA polymerase II; cellular response to heat. Gene Ontology annotation, molecular function: RNA polymerase II cis-regulatory region sequence-specific DNA binding; DNA-binding transcription factor activity. Lineage: Eukaryota; Viridiplantae; Streptophyta; Magnoliopsida; Amborellales; Amborellaceae. Gene Ontology annotation, cellular component: nucleus. The record is from RefSeq and is a predicted model, not a curated record.